Molecule: messenger RNA, 663 nt
Organism: Ostreobium quekettii
Lineage: Eukaryota; Viridiplantae; Chlorophyta; Ulvophyceae; Bryopsidales; Ostreobiaceae
Source: the annotation of a GenBank genome assembly
AUGUUGGGUGCACUCUGGAGGAGCGCAAGAGCGGGUAGGCGCUCCAUCCCCCCGGCGCUGUGGUCGCAGUGCGGCUUAUCGGGCGCACCGAUCGGCUGCCCUCUGUCGACGGGUGGUCCGUCCACGAGCGUGCCGCCCCCCGACACGUCGCGGGCGGGCACCGCGGACCUCUGCGACGUGUUUAUGCCCGAGCCCGUGGACCAGGUGUGUGAGAGGAAGGUCGCCAUCGUGCAGCCGAUAUUCAGGGAUUUUGGAGGAAACAAGCGGUGUGCAGGCAGAAUUUCAACGGUGAAGUGUUUUGAGAACAACCCCCUUGUUCGAAAGGCGCUGGAGGAGGAUGGGCAAGGGCGCGUGCUGGUAGUGGACGGCGGAGGAUCCCUGCGUUGUGCGUUGCUUGGGGACAACCUUGCAGAGAUGGGCCACAAGAAUGGAUGGAGUGGCAUCAUCGUCAAUGGCUGCAUCCGAGAUUCUGAAGACAUAAGCAAAAUGCCCCUCCUUGUGAAGGCGCUCAGCCCUUACCCCCUCAAGAGCUCCAAACGGGACCCAGGGCUGCGCGAUGUUCCGGUGACCUUUGGCGGCGUCACAUUCUGCCCCGGGCAGUUCCUCUAUGCCGAUGGUGAUGGCAUUCUCGUCUCUGAGGAGGAGCUGAAAGUGGCGCCAUGA